GCAACAACGCGCAUGAGCAUAACAUUCUGCUCAUCAACAGAGCUCCUUAGGUGUGUUAUUUGGGACAAACUGGAGUUUUUUUAGUAACGCGGCCGCACAGAGAACAGAGACGCUGGGUCCACUCCGCGACAGCCGUGCAGCAGAGCAGAUGGACCAGGUAUCCAGCCGGUCAGGAGUGGGCACUGAUGAUGAGUCAGCAUCCUUCGUGGAUGUCAGGUGGAGCUCUGAAGAAGAGAGCUCUGACCCUCAGGGACAGUGUCUUGCCGCACCUCAAUCUCCUCUGCCGACGUACAAACAGAGGCUUGAUGAAUUUAAGAAGUUGUUCAAAGAUCUGCCGGGGUCAGAAAGACUCAUAGUGGAUUACACGUGUGCCCUCCAGCGGGACAUCCUCCUUCAGGGACGCCUCUACAUCUCAGAGAACUGGCUGUGUUUCUACAGCAAUGUGUUUUGGGGUACGAAGAUUGCACUGACUCUUAAAGACAUUGUUAAUAUGACCAGAGAGAAAACAGCCCGGCUGAUUCCCAAUGCCAUCCAGGUCUGCACAGAAAAAGAGAAGUUCUUCUUCACUUCCUUCUCUUCAAGAGAGAAAAGCUACCAGGGUAUUUUCCGCAUGUGGCAAAACACACUGUUGGACAAGCCUCUGACCAGCUUGGAGUUGUGGCAGAUGGUCAAACAGCACUAUGGGCAUGACCUGGGCCUGAGCCAUGAAGAGAUGGAGAGCUUACAGAUGUCAGCAGAAUCAAGCAUGCAGAACAGCCCAACGGUGAGGCCUGGUGGUGAUGACAGACCAGGGACCCCCUCCCUUCGCGUCCCUGUGGUGGAGCAUGGGCCCUUGGAGACCUCCACGCCUCAAGGGGAGGACUUGCCUUUCCCUUUCCGCUCACAGAACUCUGCCAGCGCGCAGGAUGACACUCGCAACACCCCGUCUCAGCGGCAUAGUCCUGCUCCCUCACUAGACCGCCUUGUCCCAGAACGGGUUUCCAAGCGCUCCAUGCUUUCUCUUGACCUCAACGCCAAUGAGAACGGCGUGUCCGAGCAGAGCGGUUCAGAAAGCAUCGAUGAUGUGGAGGAGCGAGUGGGUUUGUCCCAGGUGCAGGGUCGAAUUUACCUAAACCGAGUCUUCCACAUCAGCGCUAACAAGAUGUUUGAGUUACUCUUCACCGACUCCAGCUUCAUCCGCAGGUUCAUGAACAUGAGGAAGACGACCAAUGCCAGCUCCACUCCUUGGCAAAAAGAUGCCUCUGGAAACAUGAAGCGGAGUCUGAACUACACAAUAACCAUCAGCAAUCCUCUGAUUGGCAAGUUCUCCACCGCUACAGAGUACCAGACGCUGUACAAAGAAUCCAGGGAUGGCCAGUAUUACCUUGUAGACUCGGAGGUGUACACUCACGACGUUCCCUACCACGAUUACUUCUACACUCAAAAUCGGUACUACAUCAUAAGUAACUCCAAGCGGAAGUGUCGACUAAGGGUCUAUACUGAUGUGAAGUACAAGAAGCAGCCAUGGGGCUUGGUCAAGUCCUUUAUCACCAAAAACUCCUGGGGUGGCAUAGAAGAGAAUUUCAGACAGCUGGAAGCAGAACUGCUGGAGGAGGAAGCGGACAUGAACCAAGGGGGCACAGAAUCUGGGAAGAUGAGUGGGGUUAGGAGGAGGAGGCGGACAUUUAGCCGAACUCUGCCCGAGCACAUAAAGCCCAUCAAGCCGUACGGGCAAGACCCUGAACCGCACAGGGAUGGCAACUUGGUCCCCAUAGAAAUGGACAGCCCGUACAGAUGGAACACCUCAACAAUAGUAGCUGGGAUGAGUAUGAUUUUGCUGAUUCUGACGUUGCUGAAUGUGGGUCUGUUUUUCAAGUUGUGGGCCAUGGAGGAUGUAGCUCACCGCAUGUUCCUGAGCACAAAGCAUCGGCUGAGGGAGAGGAGUGAGGCCAGCUUGGCCUCUGAAUACCUUCCCAGACAGGGACCAGGGUAUGGGGCCACACAGGAUAUGCAGCUGCUGAAAACUGUACUGCAGGACUCCAUCAACCUUUUAGAACAGCUCCGCAGCUCUCUGGUGGUGUUGCAGCAGAACUUUGCUUUGGCCAAUCAUACAGCAGCACCACAGUGAUGCUCCACACCUGGCGACUACAGACUGCCUGUCCCCAUCACGGCGGGGGUGGGGGGGGAGCCGCACUGGUGAACUGCCUCUGAGGAAAUAUCCAGUGGCGUUGCCAAGUAGACGUCCCCAGACCCCUAAAAUAAAAUACCAUUUGUUGCUGGGGGUUACACAUCCCAAAGCCUGUGGUGAGGCCUCAGGUGCCAGGAUGUGUGUUUUUUGUUUGUUUUUUUAAGCUAUAGACUGACUCAAAUGUAAUUGUCCUUACAUCAGUCAGUUGCACGCAGAGCAGUGGGUUUAAGAUUUGUGAAGGGCGCUAUUGUCACUCCCUUGACCGGUUUCUUUCUCAUUAUUUAAUUGAAUAGUGGAAUUGGAUUUCUGAAAACCCUUUUCCUGAUGUACCUAACUAUAUUCUGAUGAGCGACAUGCCACACCAAAUGCGCUAUUGUAAAUACUUUUUUAUUUAUUCAAGGGAAGUGAAUUAAUAUUUAAAACAACUUAUCCCCAUUUACAUUUUUGCAAAUAUUUUAAUUUUUGCACAAGUGCCUUGUAGAUUGGGCUGUGUUUUAUAUAUCUUUCUGGAUUUUAUUGUUCCAAUAAACUGUAGAAUCAGUAACUCAAUUUUGGAAGUUUGUCCUCUUUUGUAAUUGUUAUAAAUCCAUUUUGUUUGUUUGCAAACUGCAGGAAUUGCUACAACAUUAAAUUGUAAAUAGAAAAAUAACCUCUGGAUUUAAUAAAUAGAGUAUAUGAGUCUGGGGGGGGGG
Molecule: messenger RNA, 2859 nt
Organism: Micropterus salmoides (largemouth bass)
Lineage: Eukaryota; Metazoa; Chordata; Actinopteri; Centrarchiformes; Centrarchidae
Gene: gramd1c
Product: GRAM domain containing 1c
Exons: 18
Coding region: 149-2107 (652 amino acids)
Biological process (GO): intracellular sterol transport
Cellular component (GO): endoplasmic reticulum-plasma membrane contact site; endoplasmic reticulum membrane; plasma membrane
Molecular function (GO): sterol binding; sterol transfer activity
Source: RefSeq, a predicted model, not a curated record